UGCCCGCAGCACCGGGGGCUGCUCCCGCGGCUGCCCGAGCCCAGAACCCCGCGAGGAGCCAGCAUGGGGCCCGCUGAGGAGCUGGUCCGGAUCGCCAAGAAGUUGGAUAAGAUGGUGGCCAGGAAGAGCACGGAAGGGGCGCUGGAUCUGCUCAAGUCUCUCACCGGCUACACCAUGACCAUCCAGCUGCUGCAGACCACGCGCAUCGGGGUGGCGGUCAACUCGGUGCGCAAGCACUGCUCGGACGAAGAGGUGGUGGCCUCGGCCAAGAUCCUCAUCAAGAACUGGAAGCGGCUGCUGGAGACCCCUGCUGCCCCGAAGAAGGAGAAGGACGCCGAUGGGGAGAAGGAGAAGAAAGAGAAGGAGAAGAGGCUGGAUUUUCCCAGCUGUCCCAACGAAGGGGCGAACCCACACCCGGCCAAACACCCCAAGAACCCGGCCGAGAAGCACAGGGAGAAGCACAAGGAGCGGAAGCCCAGCAACCCCGGCUCCCACCCAGCCCCCCUGAAGGGCCACCCCCCCGACUCCAACCCGCAGAGGAGGGACUCUGCUGACUCGAGGUCCUCAGCCGUCUCCUCCUCUUCCUCCCUGCAGAAGAGACCCUCGGGGGAGAGAGCCAACAGCAGCAAGGCCAAGGCGGAGACGCCACGGACCCCCAGCAGCCCCCCCUUCUCGCCCAGCGUCUGCCUCCUGCCCCCCUGCUACCUGACGGGGGACUCGGUCCGGGACAAGUGCAUCGAGAUGCUGACGGCCGCCCUCCGCAUGGACGAUGACUACAAGGAGUUCGGCGUCAACUGCGAGAGGAUGGCAUCGGAGAUCGAAGACCAUAUCUUCCAGGAGCUGAAGAGCACGGACAUGAAGUACCGCAACCGGGUGCGGAGCAGGAUCAGCAACCUGAAGGACCCCAAGAACCCCAACCUGCGGAGGAACGUGCUGUGCGGGGCCAUCCUGCCCAGCCUCAUCGCACGCAUGACCGCCGAGGAGAUGGCCAGCGACGAGCUGAAGGAGCUGCGCAACGCCAUGACCCAGGAGGCCAUCCGCGAGCACCAGAUGGCCAAGACGGGCGGCACCGUCACCGACCUCUUCCAAUGCGGCAAGUGCAAGAAGAAGAACUGCACCUACAACCAGGUGCAGACGCGCAGCGCCGACGAGCCCAUGACGACAUUCGUGCUGUGCAACGAGUGUGGGAACCGCUGGAAGUUCUGCUGACGGCGCCCGGCGGGGCUGGAGGGGACACGGCACGGAGGGGAUAUGGUGACAGCACGUGGGAGGGUGGCAGCAGCCCCCCUGUUCCACAGCACUGGGAUCCCACAAGUGUCCCGGCAUCGGGCAGGUUUGCUGUGGAAGAUCCCGGUGAAUUCCAGCCCUUUGUACUGGGAGCCCACUGGGAGUGCAGACACGUCCAGCGAGAAGACUGGUCCGAACUGGGCUGCAGAGGGAAGGGCUGGGGGCAGCCUGGGCUCGCAUGCCUGGGGGGCAGGAGGGACGCUGCCCCAUGGAUGUGGGGCUGGGAAAGGGCCAGGUUUCACCCCCAAACCCCCCCUUUCCCUCCCCUAACUGCAGGUGGCAGGGCGUGGGGGGAGAUGGGGUCGGUCACGGUGGUGCCCGGGUGCCAGUGGGAUGUCACCGCAUCCCCUCGCUCUGUGCCACACGGGGUGGCCGGCCGGCGUCCCCAGGGAAGAGGAAGGGACAGGGGCA
Messenger RNA from Cygnus atratus (black swan), 1698 nucleotides. It is a transcript of the gene TCEA3, whose product is annotated as transcription elongation factor A3. Gene Ontology annotation, cellular component: nucleus. Gene Ontology annotation, biological process: DNA-templated transcription; transcription elongation by RNA polymerase II. The coding region runs from base 64 to 1209 and encodes 381 amino acids. The transcript is spliced from 12 exons. The record is from RefSeq and is a predicted model, not a curated record. Gene Ontology annotation, molecular function: zinc ion binding; nucleic acid binding. NCBI's taxonomy places the organism in Eukaryota, Metazoa, Chordata, Aves, Anseriformes, Anatidae.